Molecule: messenger RNA, 1698 nt
Organism: Rhagoletis zephyria (snowberry fruit fly)
Lineage: Eukaryota; Metazoa; Arthropoda; Insecta; Diptera; Tephritidae
Source: RefSeq, a predicted model, not a curated record
AUGUCCAAAGAGGUCACCAUCAUCAAUGCACAGCGUAGCUACAUCAUAAGAAAGAGAAUCAUUCUCGAGACGCCUUCCUAUGAAGGCUCCAUCGGUAGGGAUGACCUGGAGGCAAACUUUGAGAAGGAAGCCAGCUUCAACUACCUGGCGCCACUGGUCAAGAUUGACUGCAAAACAGUAACCGUCGAUAUGGAUCCGGAAGAGCUUUCUAAAUGCAAUGGUACUCAGUACGAGCUGCCACUGGACCCAGCCUGGGAGAUGGAUAGAGAACGUUUGGUUUUUGGUCGUGAGCUUGGUUCGGGUGAAUUCGGCAUCGUUAUGGAGGCGGAGUACAGCACUGAAAACUACAAGAAGAUGGUUGCAGUAAAGAUGCUCAAAAAAGGACAUUCAGAUGAUGAGCUCUUGAACCUGGUUUCCGAAAUGGAAGUCAUGAAAAAAAUAGGCAAACACAAGAACAUCAUCAAUCUGGUUGGAUGCUGCACUCAAAACGGCCCACUUUAUGUGGUUGUCGAGUAUGCUCCGCAUGGCAACUUGCGUGAGUUUCUGGAGAAGCACCGCAACCUAAUGAAAAAGUCACUGGAUCAGCACUAUGUACCGGAAGGAUUCGACGGAAACGCCUUCAGGCCGAGCCUCUCCUACACUGACUUGAUCAACUUUGCUUACCAGAUUGCUCGUGGCAUGGAGUACUUAGCGUCGCAGAGAUGCGUUCAUCGAGAUUUGGCUGCCCGGAAUGUGCUUGUUUGCGAGAACAAUGUGCUUAAGAUUGCUGAUUUUGGCCUGGCACGCAACUUUGUUCAGGGAAGCGACUACUACCGCAAGACAACGGAUGGCAGAUUGCCCAUCAAGUGGAUGGCUCUGGAGUCACUCUCUGGACAGAUAUACACCUCGCAGUCAGAUGUGUGGAGCUACGGCAUUGUUCUCUGGGAGCUGUUGACACUCGGCAAAUCGCCCUACCAUGGCAUUAAUGCCUAUGACCUUCAACGACUACUCGAAAGUGGCCAGCGAAUGAAGAUGCCCACUAACUGCAGCCCGGAAAUAUACCAACUGAUGCAGGACUGCUGGAAAGCAGAGCCCAAUGAACGACCAAACUUUUCGCAAAUCGCCCAAAAGUUAGAAGAAGUUCUGAGUGACCUGGGAAAUAGCUAUAUCACUCUCGAUGUGGGCUCCUUGUCGAUGCCAUCCGACGAAGAGGACUCGAUUGAUGCGGCCAGGUACAACGUUCCCAAUUCCAGGCCUUGCACAGCGAUGGAAGAGCCAGCGUACAAGAACGGCUGGGUGUGCAACAUGGAGAUGAUGCAAAAACCAUCAAUGUCUAAACAGCCCGUCGCUGCUGAUCUGGACCAAAUUUCUGCACAGCUGAUGAGUGGCGACAAGAACUCGAGUGCACUUCGAGACAGAUUUCUUGAUCAGAAUCACCACUACGUCAAUGGGUACGCAUUGCGAGAAACACUGCGCCAAGCCCAGCCACCACCACCACCAACGACAAAUGAUGAGCCCGCCGUUUCUCCGAUGACUCAGCACAACCUGACCUACGUCCAGUCGAUGAACACUCGGCCAAAUACGAUCAUGAACAAGUGCUAUGAGUUAGAUUUGGGUUUUCGACUUAGGCAAAUGUCCAAACUGAUGCCUCAAAGGCAACAUCAGGUGCCUCAAGUAAUGCCCCUUUGUGAUAUGACCCUCAAUAAGGACUACCUGUGA